This is a messenger RNA of Candidozyma pseudohaemuli, 10008 nucleotides long. RefSeq lists its product as uncharacterized. The transcript has 2 exons. Lineage: Eukaryota; Fungi; Ascomycota; Pichiomycetes; Serinales; Metschnikowiaceae. The record is from RefSeq and is a predicted model, not a curated record. The coding region runs from base 1 to 10008 and encodes 3335 amino acids.
AUGAGAGUAUUCAGCCUCCGUGCGUGGUUUGCAACCGCCUACUACCUCGCUGCGGUAUGGGCAUUGACCAUCACACAAGACACGGUGAGCGUUUCUCCCAUCAGUUUACUGAUCGGAUCGCUCACAAUCAACCCAGGCGUCUACUACUCCAUCGUAAACAACGCCGCCACCGUAAUUGCGGGAAACUUGAAUAACCAGGGUGGUUUCUAUGUCACCUCCGCAAACGGUUUGGCUGCGUCCGUCUCCAUCGUGCUGGGUCUGAUCAGAAACAGCGGAGACCUCGCCUUCAACUCCUUGAGAUCCAGUAUCGUGAGUACCUACAACUUGAACUCCAUCUCCACCUUCUCCAACACCGGAGACAUGUGGCUUGGUAUCAGCGGGUACUCGUUGCUUUCUCCCAUCACCCUUGGCUCGGCCACACUGUGGCUGAACUCGGGUAAAAUCUACCUUAGUCAGAGCUCCGGCACCUCCUCCACGGUGACCAUCUCCCAGACGCUUGGCUCCAUCACCAACGACGGUACCAUCUGUCUUGAGCGUUUGAGCUGGCUGCAAACCACCAGUAUCAGCGGUUCCGGAUGUAUCAACGUCAUGGACGAUGCGCUGCUUCUGCUUCUCAUCAGCCCCUGGAACGUCGCCAGUGCCCAGACCAUCUACCUUUCGUCCGACACGUCGCAAUUGUCGGUGCUUGGUUUGUCGCAGAGUAUCACCGGUACCAAGACGUACAAUGUGGUGGGUUUUGGUGACGGCAACAGUCUCCGUGUCAGCACCGGUUUCACCUCGUACAGCUACUCGGGCAGCACCUUGACGCUUUCCUUCUUUUUGGGUAUCUUCAAGAUCGCCUUCAACAUUGGUACUGGCUACUCGUCCUCGGGAUUCUCCACCAACGGUCUUCUCGGCGCUGGUACCCGAAUCUCCUACUCUGGCGCCUACCCCGGCACGGUUCCGCAGAUCUGUUACUGUGAGGAUUUCCCUGAGCCCACCACGACGGAAUUGCCUUCGUCGUCCACCGCUCCCAGCUCCUCCAGUUCUUCCACUGUGAUAAGCUCUAGCUCUAGUGCCUCCAGCUCGGCUCCUGCUUCUAGUUCGACUCCUGCUUCUAGCUCCAGCUCUAGCUCAAUUCCAGCUAGUUCCAGCUCCAGCUCAAUUGCUGCUUCCAGUUCCAGUUCCAGCUCGGUUGCUGACACAGAAUCCACAUCUUCUAGUGCGACUGCUUCCAGCCCCAGUGCUUCUAGUACUGCUGCAUCAAGUACCGCGCCAGAAAGCUCAGCUACUACCCCAGACUUUUCUGAGUUUUCCUCCACAUGGACCACUACUGCUUCUGACGGCAGCGUUUCCACUGAAUCUGGAAUUGUGGUCGUGACGACCGACUCGGACGGCGCCUGGACCACCUCCACCUCCGUUUCCCCUGAUCCUUACACCAGCUUCACCUCCACCUGGACCACCACCGAUGCCAACGGCAACACCGUCACAGAAAGCGGCGUUGUUGUGGUCACCACCGACUCCGACGGCGCCUUGACCACGUCGACCUCCGAGUUUCCCUACGAGGGUCCCACCGAGUACACCUCCACGUGGACAACCACCGAUUCUGAUGGUAAUCCAGUUACUGAAUCCGGUGUUGUCAUCGUUACUACUGAUGCAGACGGCAGCUUGACGACCACCACGUCUGAGUUUGGCAGACCCACGGAGUUCACGUCCACGUGGACCACGACGGACGCCGACGGAAACCCCGAGACCGAGUCCGGUGUUGUGAUUGUCACUACCGACUCUGAUGGAUCCUUGACUACCACCACCUCCGUGUUCCCACCUCCAUAUACCACGUUCACCACUACUUUCACUACUACUGAUGCAAGUGGAAACCCGGAGACUGAGAGCGGUGUUGUAAUCGUGACUACUGGUUCCGAUGGUGCAUUGACUACGACUACUUCAGUCAUUCCACCACCUUACACAACCUUCACGACUACGUUCACUACCACCGAUGCAAGUGGAAACCCGGAGACUGAGAGCGGUGUUGUAAUCGUGACUACUGGUUCCGAUGGUGCAUUGACUACGACCACUUCUGUGAUCCCACCACCUUACACAACCUUCACGACUACGUUCACCACUACCGAUGCAAGUGGAAACCCGGAGACUGAGUCGGGCGUUGUGAUUGUCACUACGGAUUCUGACGGAUCCUUGACGACAACUACGUCAGUGAUUCCUCCUCCCUACACAACCUACACCACCACCUUCACCACUACCGAUGCUAGCGGUAACCCCGAGACCGAAUCGGGUGUGGUCGUUGUUACGACCGGCUCCGACGGCGCUUUGACCACCACCACGUCGGUCAUUCCUCCCCCAUACACCACAUACACAAGCACCUGGACCACCACGAACGCUGAUGGCGACAGUGAGACUGACUCUGGAGUAGUGAUUGUGACUAGUGACGAGAACGGGUCUCUCACUACCACAACGUCCACCAUUCCUCAGCCAUACACCACUUUCACCACCACGUUUACUACAACAGAUGCCAGUGGAAACCCCGAGACCGAGAGUGGUGUGGUGGUUGUGACGACUGACGAGAACGGUUCGUUGACUACCAGCACCUCGUUGAUUCCUCAGCCUUUCACCACCUUUACCACCACAUUCACUACCACUGAUGCGGACGGUAAUCCAGAGACUGAGUCGGGCGUUGUAGUAGUGACUACUGGUACUGACGGUGCAUUGACCACCACUACUUCGGUGAUUCCUCCUCCCUACACCACGUUCACUACCACCUUCACCACCACUGACGCUAGUGGCAAUCCAGAGACCGAGUCGGGUGUUGUGGUUGUUACCACGGAUGAAAACGGAUCUUUGACGACCACCACGUCAAUUAUCCCUCCACCAUACACCACCUUCACUACAACCUUCACGACAACCGAUGCCAGCGGAAACCCAGAAACUGAGUCGGGUGUCGUCAUCGUUACUACAGGUACGGAUGGUGAGUUGACAACCACUACUUCGGUCAUUCCACCACCAUACACUACUUUCACCACCACUUUUACCACUACGGAUGCCGAAGGUAACCCAGAGACCGAAAGCGGUGUUGUGAUUGUGACCACAGAUGAGAACGGAUCCUUGACUACUACUACUUCAGUGAUCCCUCCACCAUACACUACUUUCACCACUACUUUUACCACCACUGACGCCAGCGGUAACCCUGAAACUGAAUCGGGUGUCGUCAUCGUUACUACAGGUACUGAUGGUGCCUUGACUACAACGACUUCCACUGAGAGUGGUGUGGUUGUUGUAACUACGGAUGAGAACGGAUCGUUGACGACAACCACCUCUGUUAUCCCACCACCAUACACCACUUAUACGACCACCUUUACUACGUCGGACGCCAGUGGAAACCCAGAGACCGAAUCUGGCGUGGUGAUCGUCACAACUGGUUCUGAUGGUGCAUUAACCACCACUACGUCUGUGAUCCCACCACCAUAUACCACUUUCACUACAACGUUUACUACGACCGAUGCCAGUGGUAACCCAGAAACUGAAUCGGGUGUUGUGAUUGUCACUACCGAUGAGAAUGGCUCUUUGACUACCACAACCUCUGUGAUUCCUCCACCAUACACCACUUUUACUACGACAUUCACAACUACUGAUGCCAGUGGUAACCCUGAAACUGAAAGUGGCGUUGUGGUUGUCACGACUGGUUCUGAUGGAGCUUUGACUACUACAACUUCUUUGAUCCCACCACCAUACACCACCUUCACGACAACCUUUACCACUAGUGACGCUAGCGGAAACCCCGAGACUGAAUCGGGUGUCGUGGUUGUUACCACGGAUGAAAACGGAUCUUUGACCACGACUACUUCAGUUAUUCCUCAGCCUUUUACUACUUUCACCACCACCUUCACUACGGCUGAUGCCAGUGGAAACCCAGAGACCGAGUCAGGUGUUGUUAUUGUGACUACCGGUACUGAUGGAGCCUUGACUACAACCACUUCAAUCAUUCCUCCACCAUAUACCACGUUCACUACCACUUUCACGACUACCGAUGCAAGUGGAAACCCUGAGACUGAAAGCGGCGUGGUCAUUGUGACUACCGAUUCCGAGGGUGCUUUGACUACAACAACGUCUAUCAUUCCUCAGCCAUUCACUACUUUCACUACGACUUUCACUACCACCAAUAGUGACGGAAACCCAGAAACGGAUUCUGGUGUCGUCAUUGUGACAACUGACGAGAACGGCUCAUUGACUACCACGACUUCGAUCAUUCCUCAGCCAUUCACCACUUUCACUUCUACGUGGACUACGGAGGAUGCUGAUGGUAAUCCAGAGACUGCUUCAGGCGUGAUCAUCGUCACUACCGACUCAGACGGUGCUUUGUCCACCACCACUUCUACCAUCCCUCCUCCAUACACCACCUUCACCACCACAUGGACAACAGAUGAUGCCGAUGGAAACGAAGUGACUGAGUCAGGUGUUGUUGUGGUUACCACUGAUUCCGACGGUGCUCUUUCGACAACCACCUCCACCAUUCCUGCUCCUUACACCACUUUCACCACCACCUUCACUACGACCGAUGCUAGUGGUAACCCGGAGACUGAAUCUGGUGUCGUGGUUGUUACAACCGACGAGAAUGGCUCUUUGACCACAACUACCUCGAUCAUUCCUCCUCCAUACACCACUUUCACUACUACUUUCACUACCACUGAUGCUAGUGGAAACCCUGAAACCGAAAGCGGUGUGGUUGUUGUUACUACCGAUGAGAAUGGAUCAUUGACCACUAGCACUUCCAUUAUUCCUGAGCCAUUUACUACUUUCACUACCACCUGGACUACGGAUGAUGGAAAUGGAUCCCCAGUAACUGAGUCUGGUGUUGUCAUUGUAACCACCAAUUCGGACGGUUCUCUCGCAACUACAACUUCCACAAUUGAGCCACCUUACACCACCUUCACCACGACAUUUACUACCACUGAUGCUGAUGGUAACCCUGUGACUGAAUCUGGUGUUGUCGUUGUCACUACAGAUGAAAAUGGUUCGUUGACUACCUCUACCUCGGUUAUUCCAGAGGCUUUCACCACGUUCACCACAACCUGGACAACAACUGACUCCAACGGAGAUGAGGAAACUGAUUCCGGUGUUGUGAUUGUGACGACUGAUGCCGAUGGUGCUUUGACCACAACGACUUCUGUUAUUUCGGCCGAGGCUUCCAGCUCUGAAAUUCCAGGCUACACCACCUUCACCACUACUUUCACAACCACUGAUGCCAGCGGCAACCCAGAGACUGACACUGGGGUGGUUAUUGUGACUACAGACUCGGACGGUGCUUUGUCAACCACCACUUCUGUGAUCUCACCACCAUACACCACUUUCACCACGACCUGGACUACUACUGACGCAAACGGUGACCCUGUGACCGACUCUGGUGUUGUGAUAGUGACUGAAGAUGACAAUGGAUCUUUGACUACUACAACUUCCACUUUGGCUGCAGCAGAGACAACUUUCACCACUACAUGGACUACCACCGACUCCGAUGGAAACCCUACUACUGAAUCUGGUGUGGUGAUCGUUGAUACUGACUCCGCUGGUGUCUUGUCCACCACCACUUCCCAGUAUGCUGACGCUGCCACCUCUGGUGCUCCAUUGACCACUUUCACCACUACCUGGACCACCACCGAUGCUGAUGGAAACCCAGUUACCGAGUCUGGCGUUGUCAUCGUUACCACCGAUUCCGAUGGUGCUUUGACUACUACAACUUCUGAGUUCCCAGAGUCCGGCCCAACUGAAUUCACUACUACUUGGACUACUACCGACUCCAACGGUAACCCAGUUACCGAGUCUGGCGUUGUAAUUGUCACUACUGAUUCCGCAGGUUCGUUGACAACCACUACUUCCGAAUUCCCUGAGUCCGUCCCAACCGAGUUCACUACUACUUGGACCACAACGGAUGCUGACGGUAAUCCAGUGACUGAAUCCGGUGUUGUCAUCGUUACUACUGAUUCCGAUGGAUCCUUGGCCACAACCACCUCCCAGUACCCUGACGUUACUGACUACACCACCACCUGGACCACCACCGAUGCUAAUGGUAACCCAGUCACCGAAUCUGGAGUCGUGAUUGUUACCACUGAUUCUGACGGUGCUUUCACCACUACCACUUCUCAGUUCCCUGAUUCAGGUGCAACUCAGGUCACCACUACUUGGACUACUACUGAUGCUAACGGCAAUCCAGCUACCGAAUCAGGUGUUGUGAUCGUUACUACCGAUGCUGAUGGUGCUUUGACAACUACAACAUCUCAGUUCCCUGACGCCGCCGAGUCUGAGUACACCACUACAUGGACAACCACUGAUUCAAACGGUAACCCAACAACCGAGUCUGGUGUGGUUAUCGUCACAACCGAUUCUAACGGCGCUUUGACGACUUCCACAUCCCAAUUCCCAGGUGUCGCAGAGACAGAAUAUACCACGACAUGGACCACUACUGACAGCAAUGGUAAUCCAGUUACCGAAUCCGGUGUUGUGAUCGUCACUACUGAUUCCGAUGGUGCUUUGACUACCACUACCUCAGAGUUCCCAGAGUCUGGUCCAACUGAGUUUACCACUACUUGGACCACUACGGAUGCUAACGGAAACCCUGUCACCGAGUCCGGUGUUGUAAUUGUCACCACCGACUCUGAUGGUUCCUUGACUACUACUACCUCAGAGUUCCCAGAAUCUGGCCCAACUGAAUUCACUACUACUUGGACUACUACCGACUCCAACGGUAACCCAGUUACUGAAUCCGGUGUUGUCAUCGUCACCACUGAUUCUGAUGGUGCAUUGACUACUACAACCUCUCAGUUCCCAGACUCCGGUGCAACUGAAGUUACUACCACUUGGACUACUACUGAUGCUAACGGAAAUCCUGUCACUGAAUCUGGUGUUGUGAUCGUCACCACUGAUUCUGAUGGUGCUUUGACUACCACUACUUCCGAAUUCCCUGAGUCUGGUCCAACCGAGUUUACUACUACCUGGACCACCACUGACUCUAACGGAAACCCAGUUACUGAAUCCGGUGUUGUCAUCGUUACCACCGAUUCCGAUGGUGCAUUGACUACUACAACCUCUCAGUUCCCAGACUCCGGUGCAACUGAGGUUACUACCACUUGGACUACUACUGAUGCUAACGGAAAUCCUGUCACUGAAUCUGGUGUUGUGAUCGUCACCACUGAUUCUGAUGGAUCCUUGACAACCACGACUUCUCAGUUCCCAGCCCUUACGGAUUUCACCACGACAUGGACUACCACUGACUCUAACGGCAACCCUGUGACUGAAUCAGGUGUGGUUAUUGUUACAACUGAUUCUGAUGGUGCCUUCACUACCACCACCUCUCAGUUCCCAGGUGCUGGAGUUACAGAUGUCACCACGACAUGGACCACCACAGAUGCCAACGGAAACCCUGUUACCGAGUCCGGCGUCGUUAUCGUCACCACUGAUUCUGAGGGUUCUUUGACCACUACCACCUCCCAAUUCCCUGGUGCUGAGGAUUCUGAGUACACUACAACUUGGACUACUACCGAUGCCAAUGGCAACCCUGUUACCGAGUCUGGUGUUGUGAUUGUGACCACUGAUCCUAAUGGUUCAUUGACUACAACCACUUCUCAAUUCCCUGCUGGUGCAACAGACUACACUACCACCUGGACCACCACAGAUGCAAACGGCAACCCUGCUACUGAAUCUGGAGUCGUUAUCGUCACGACUGAUGCUGAUGGGUCAUUGACCACCACCACUUCCCAGUUCCCAGACUCUGGAGUGUCCGAUUACACUACCACAUGGACCACUACUGACUCCAACGGUAAUCCUGUUACAGAAUCUGGCGUGGUUAUUGUUACUACCGAUUCCGACGGUGCCUUGACCACCACAACCUCGCAGUUCCCUGGUGCUGGUGCUGAAGAUUCUGAUUACACUACCACCUGGACUACUACAGACUCAAACGGCAACCCAGUCACUGAGUCUGGUGUCGUCAUUGUGACAACUGAUGCUGAUGGUGCCGUGACUACCUCUACUUCGUUGUUCCCUGGCGAAGGUGAAACCGAGUACACAACAACCUGGACUUCCACCGACGCCAACGGUAACCCUGUCACUGAAUCGGGCGUUGUUAUCGUCACCACUGACUCAGAGGGCUCCUUGACAACAACCACAUCGCAAUUCGGCCAACCUGGUCAAACUGAUGUCACCACUACCUGGACGACUACUGAUGCCAAUGGUAACGUGGAGACCGAUUCUGGUGUUGUUAUCGUGACCACCGACUCUGACGGAGCUUUGACUACUACAACCUCCAAGUUCCCAGGUGCUGGUGAGACCGAAUUCACUACAACGUGGACCACCACUGACUCCAACGGAGACCCAGUUACUGAGUCUGGCGUUGUCAUCGUUACCACUGAUUCUAACGGUUUCUUGACCACCACCACUUCAGAGUUUGGCCAAGACGGUGAGACAGAGUACACUACCACUUGGACUACCACCGAUGCCAAUGGCAACCCUGCCACUGAAUCCGGUGUCGUGAUUGUCACCACUGACUCCAACGGUGAUUUGACAACCACCACCUCCGGCUUUGGCGGUCCAACUGACUACACCACUACUUGGACCACUACGGAUGCUGACGGAAACCCUGCUACUGAGUCUGGUGUCGUGAUCGUCACCACCGAUUCCGAAGGUUCGCUCACCACUACCACUUCUGAGUUCCCUAACUCCAUUGCUCCUACUUCGUACGUCAGCACUUGGACUACGGACUCCGACGGCAGCCCCGUGACCGAAUCUGGAGUAGUUAUUGUCACUACUGACUCUGACGGCCAGUUGACGACUACCACAUCUGCCUUCCCUGAAGGUACUCCAGACUUGACCAGUUUCCCAACCACCUGGACUACUACCGAUGAUAAUGGUGACGUUGUUACCGACUCCGGCGUGGUUAUUGUCACCACUGACUCAGAGGGCGAGUUGACCUCGUUCACCUCAGAAUACCCUGCUGAGACCCCAGCCUUGACGAGCUACCCAACCACCUGGACUUCUACCGGCUCUGACGGCAGUGUCACCACUGAAUCCGGUGUUGCUGUUGUGACAACCGACUCUGAGGGCUCCUUGACAACUUCGACGUCUGCUUAUGAUAACGCUCCAUCCAGCGAGUACACCACUGCAGUUGUCACCACCGAUGUCAACGGAGAAACCAUCACCAAGACCGUUGUUGUAUGCGAGACUACCGACUCCAACGGUGAGUUGACCACAUCCACUUCUGAUUACGUCACCGACGCCUCUCCAUCCAGUGAGACCACCACAGUUGUUACAACUGACGUCAACGGCGAGACUAUCAGCAAGACGGUUGUUGUCUGUGAAACCACCAACUCUAACGGUGAGUUGACCACAGUCACCUCUGUUCCACCAGUGACCACCACUUUCGUUUCCACCGAUGAGGAUGGAGCUGAAUCCACCGUGACUGCUGCCAUCCACGAGAGCACCGUCCACGGUACCGUGACUUACUACACCUCCAUCUGUCCUGAGUCUUCUGCUCCAGGUGUGACUGAGGCUCCAGUUGUCACCGAUGCUCCAGGUAAGUCUACUAUUGCAGGCGAGUCUGUAUCUACUGAAGCCACUGAGGCCGCUCCAUCAGAGACUGCUGAAGGUACCACUGCUCCAGUGGAGACUGCCGUUGGUGGUACUACUGCCGCCGAGAUUCCUGCUGACACUCCUGUCCAAACACCUGCUGCUGUUACCUCCAAGGCCGGCUCUACUACUGUUGCUGGAGAUGCCACUGAGCCUACUACUGCUUCGCCAGAGGCACAGGGUCCAGCUCCAGAGGGCACUGCCGUCACCGAGUCUAACGCUGCCGGUGUCACUGAGGGUGUUGCAUCUUCCAAGACAUCGGGUGGCUACAACACUCUCGAGUCUAUCUACACUUCUUUCAGCAGCAGUGAGCCAGAGGCUACUGUGUCUGCUUACGAGGCUGCUGCCUCCGUUCCAAGGGUGAGCCUCAAAUGGUUGCUCCCACUUGCAUUUUUCGCUAUCGCUUAG